AUGGCGGCGUCAAAGGUGAAGCAGGACAUGCCCCCGCCGGGGGGCUAUGGGCCCAUCGACUACAAACGGAACUUGCCGCGUCGAGGACUGUCGGGCUACAGCAUGCUGGCCAUAGGGAUUGGAACCCUGAUCUACGGGCACUGGAGCAUAAUGAAGUGGAACCGUGAGCGCAGGCGCCUACAAAUCGAGGACUUCGAGGCUCGCAUCGCGCUGUUGCCACUGUUACAGGCAGAAACCGACCGGAGGACCUUGCAGAUGCUUCGGGAGAACCUGGAGGAGGAGGCCAUCAUCAUGAAGGACGUGCCCGACUGGAAGGUGGGGGAGUCUGUGUUCCACACAACCCGCUGGGUGCCCCCCUUGAUCGGGGAGCUGUACGGGCUGCGCACCACAGAGGAGGCUCUCCAUGCAAGCCACGGCUUCAUGUGGUACACGUAG
This is a messenger RNA of Gorilla gorilla gorilla (western lowland gorilla), 435 nucleotides long. It is a transcript of the gene NDUFA13, whose product is annotated as NADH:ubiquinone oxidoreductase subunit A13. Gene Ontology annotation, cellular component: respiratory chain complex I. Lineage: Eukaryota; Metazoa; Chordata; Mammalia; Primates; Hominidae. The record is from RefSeq and is marked provisional.